This is a messenger RNA of Oryctolagus cuniculus (rabbit), 1796 nucleotides long. It is a transcript of the gene ZGPAT, whose product is annotated as zinc finger CCCH-type and G-patch domain containing. The record is from RefSeq and is a predicted model, not a curated record. Gene Ontology annotation, biological process: negative regulation of transcription by RNA polymerase II. NCBI's taxonomy places the organism in Eukaryota, Metazoa, Chordata, Mammalia, Lagomorpha, Leporidae. Gene Ontology annotation, cellular component: nucleus. Gene Ontology annotation, molecular function: metal ion binding; RNA polymerase II cis-regulatory region sequence-specific DNA binding; DNA-binding transcription repressor activity, RNA polymerase II-specific.
GGGACGCGUCCCGGCGGCCCCCGCGCGCCCGGCACUUCCGGCGCGGAGCGGAAGUGCCGGCGGCAGCGGCGGCGAGGGCGGAAGGGGCGCCGGGCGGCUGUGGUGGGGGCCCGGGGGCCGCGCGGAGGAGGCCGGCCCGGGCGGACGCGGCGGAGGGCGCCCCCGGCGCCGCGCGGCCCGCGGCAUGGACGAGGCGGCCCUGCAGACGUACCGCGCGCAGCUGCAGCAGGUGGAGCGCGCCCUGGGCGCCGGCCGGGACUCGCCCGAGGAGGCCGACCUGCGCCAGCUGCAGCGGGACCUGCGGGAGCUCAUCGAGCUCACCGAGGCCGGCCUGGCGUCCGACGGGCCCGGCGCCCCGCCUGAGCCCCCGGCCCCGGCCGCCGCUGCGGGCCCCGCGCCCGCGCCCGCGCCCGCCGAGGAGCUGAGCGGGACCAAGGUGAACGCCCCCUUCUACAGCGCCUGGGGCUCGGCCGAGUACCACAACGCCAUGGUGGUGGGCACGGAGGAGGCGCGCGGCGGCGCGGCGCGCGUGCGCGUGCUCUGCCUGUGCCCCACGCGCGCGGCGCUCAAGCCCUGCCCGUUCUUCCUGGAGGGCAGGUGCCGCUUCACGGAGCGCUGCAGGUUCUCCCACGGGCAGGUGGUCCCUGUCGAUGAGCUGCGUCCCUUCCAGGACCCGGACCUGAGCUCCCUGCAGGUCGGCUCUGCGUGUCUGGCCAAGCACCAGGACGGCCUCUGGCACCCAGCGCGGAUCACUGAUGUGGACAGUGGCUACUACACAGUCAAGUUCGACUCCCUGCUGCUGAAGGAAGCGGUGGUGGAAGGCGACGGCGUCCUGCCCCCACUGCGCACGGAAGCCACCGAGUCCUCCGACUCGGAGAGCAGCGACACAGACGGCGCCAGCUAUGCCCGCGUGGUGGAGCCGAGCGCCGUGGACACUGGGACCUGCAGCUCUGCCUUUGCUGGCUGGGAGGCGCACACGCGGGCCAUCGGCUCCAGACUCCUGGCUAAGAUGGGCUAUGAGUUUGGCAAGGGCCUGGGCCGCAACCUGGAAGGCAGGGUGGAGCCCGUGCAGGCGGUGGUGCUGCCGCGGGGGAAGUCGCUGGACCAGUGUGCGGAGAUCCUGCAGAAGAGGGCGCAGGGGGAUGGGGCAGGCGCCAGCAGGGCCCCGCGGAGCCGGGGGCGCGGGGGCGGGCCCGGGGGUGCCCCGCCCCCUCGGAGCCUGUUUGACUUCCUGAAUGAGAAGCUUCAAGGCCAGGCCCCUGGGGCUCCGGAGGCCGAGGUGGCCCCGUCCAGGAGGGGCAAGGACAUGUACCACGCCAGCAAGAGCGCCAAGCAGGCCCUGAGCCUGCGGCUCCUCCAGACGGAAGAGAAGAUCGAGCGGACACAGCGGGACAUCCGGGCCAUCCAGGAGGCCCUGGCCCGGAACACCGGCCGGUACAGCGUGGCCGCCGCCCAGCUGGAAGAGAAACUGGCAGGAGCCCAGCGGCGGCUGGGGCAGCUCCGCGCCCAGGAGGCCGGCCUGCAGCGGGCGCAGAGCAAGGCAGACACCCACAAGAAGAUGACGGAGUUCUAGAGGCCCCACCCCCGGGGCUGGAGGCCCAGGACCCCGCCCCCGGGGCCGCCCUGACCCCAGGACACUGCCUGAAGAAGGACUCUGCUCCCAGGCUGCCCCGUGGUGGGCUCCCUGGCCUCGGGGACACAGACGCUGUCCAGUGGAGGUGGGGCUGGAGGGUCACUUCCGGACACCUGCCGUGUGCUGGGCCUCUCCUUAGGACAUUAAAGUCACUUCAUCAGUG